UGGAGCCCGCAGACGGCGCAUGUCAUGGCCGGAAAUGAAACCACCUACCAGCGCAACCAGGUACUGCAGACACUGCAGACAGAGUCGAUGUUUUUUUUGGCUCCUGAUUGUCCUAGACGUGUUGAUAGCAGCUCCAGCAGCUCCAGGUGGACCUGAGGCGCGCUGCCAAUCUUGUUGUGAUGCUGCAUCGCCUGGAGGUGCUGUGGAAGAGAUUGACAUUGAGCGGCAACUCUCACAACAGCCGCUGUACUACAGCAGCCAGCUUCAGCAAACCUUGAGGACUCACCAUGAAAGGCUCGACUACAUUGAGGCCGAGUACGAGUUUGGAGUUGUUGCUGACUUGGACCUGAAUUCUCGCGAUCCACAGGAAUUCAUUUGGCGUUCGUACCUCAAGAAAGGGCGAGCGGUCCGGCUGAGCAGCAGGCCACAGCGCGAUCGCUUCACAGUCGUUUGGGAUGAGGAGCUGGAGUUGCAGUCGUCUACAGCUACUCGCAACCGUUCGAUGGAGCUAUCUGAACUUGUGCUGUUUAGGAGGCUCCUCUUGGCCUUCUGUGACUACUCGGGAAUUGCUUAUAAGAUUGAUGCAUCUACCGGGAAAGUCUUCCAGAGGUGGGUGAUCGCAGAUGGCAACGGCAAUGAGCCCAAGCCGUUUAAGGCAGAGUGGGCCGUCAUCAAGGACGAUCACGUAUGGUUGGGCUCCAUUGGUUUCGAGUGGUACGGCAAGAGUGGUGAGAUCCUGCACCGUAAUGCCGAGUGGGUGAAGGUCAUUGACUUCAAUGGGAUGAUUCGGAACUUGGAUUGGCAUCCAGUCUACCAGGCCAUUCGCACGGUGACCAAUACUACUCUACCAGGCUACAUUUGGCACGAGGCGGUUGAAUGGGAACCAGCGAGGAGGCUGUGGAUUAUGCUUCCCAGAUUUGCGUCCAACACCUCAAAGUACACCCCUGGCCAUGAGCACCAGGACACCACGAAUAUGCUGAUCAUCGCAGACGAACGAUUCGUGAACAUUCAGGUGAAAUUUUUGGAACACCAUGAGAUGGGCUAUGGAUUUACAUCCAUCAAGAGGCUGCCAGGCAGUCGACACCUGUUUAUGGUCCUACGUGUAAAGGAGGAGGCCACAGAAACUCAUACCCAAGCAGCCAUCAUUGACCUGGACGGGAAGUUUUACACGGAUCCGCCCUACAUCCAGGUGGGUGCGCGCAAGUAUGAAGGUUUGGCCUUCCUUUGAGCGAGCCAAAGUUGCUGGCAUUUGUCAAUUCCAGAAAGGUUAUUUGAUGUAUUUUGAUGUUAUUUGCAUGGCUCCAGCUGACAUGUUUGACAAAAUUCAAAGGUUGAAUUUGCACGAGAGCGGAGUUAGAUCCAAGAGCUGUGGCAUCUUUGUGUUGUACACUGUACAUCGUCAGCAGAAUAUUUCCCUGCCCGUGAGUCAAAUUGUUGCGUCCCGAUCAGGGACCAGGACCGCAGAUGAUCCAGACCAGGGUGCUAGUGAUCCAGACCGUUCGGAAUGCAGACAGAAUUUUGACUCACAGCCGCCUCAUUGGCAGACAAAGGUGGUUUCCUUUGUCGCCAUGAGCUCGGAUCCUCCCUGGAGGUUCCACUAAUCAAACAAUUUUAUCACAUCUUUUCAAGAUAUGAGUAGAGCAGCUGCGUUUGUGCAUGGGCGGCAUGGCCGCAACGUGCACCCACGUGGCGAUUGCCGUCGCUCGUGAGAAGCAGUAGCUCCUCUGCCGGAGACGGCUCUCUAUGAGUUGUGACUCCAGGUGGAUCCAAAAGCGUCAAGAGAUGGGGCAACUCC
This is a messenger RNA of Cladocopium goreaui, 1795 nucleotides long. NCBI's taxonomy places the organism in Eukaryota, Dinophyceae, Suessiales, Symbiodiniaceae. The record is from the annotation of a GenBank genome assembly.